Hippocampus comes (tiger tail seahorse) is the source of this 2246-nucleotide messenger RNA. RefSeq names its product DCN1, defective in cullin neddylation 1, domain containing 4 (S. cerevisiae) (gene dcun1d4). Gene Ontology annotation, biological process: protein neddylation. The transcript is spliced from 11 exons. The record is from RefSeq and is a predicted model, not a curated record. NCBI's taxonomy places the organism in Eukaryota, Metazoa, Chordata, Actinopteri, Syngnathiformes, Syngnathidae. The coding region runs from base 83 to 916 and encodes 277 amino acids. Gene Ontology annotation, cellular component: ubiquitin ligase complex. Gene Ontology annotation, molecular function: ubiquitin conjugating enzyme binding; cullin family protein binding; ubiquitin-like protein binding.
GCGCGGCGCGGCAUUACGUCGACCUGCUCCGCCCAUUGGCCGGUCUGCAGACUUCCCACAGACAGUUGUGUGUUUCAUAAAGAUGCACUCUGAUGCUGCCAAUUUUCAUCUGAAUUCUCACUUGACUACACUGGCCAGCAUCCAUAAGAUCCACCACACAUUGCACAGGCUGAACCUCACGGAAGACGCUGAGCAAGCGAGCCACACGUCAGCUUGUUGCUCCAGAGCCAUGCCCCCGAGGAAAAAGAGGAGACCCACUGCCGGAGAUGACAUGUCAGCGAAGAAGAGUCGCCAGGACAGAAAAAUUGACUCUCCACUCAUUCGUGAGGAGGAAACCUUUUCCAACAAGAGAUGCUUGGAGUGGUUCUAUGAAUAUGCGGGCUGCGACGACGUGGUGGGACCAGAGGGCAUGGAGAAGUUCUGCGAGGACAUUGGAGUGGAACCCGAGAAUGUGGUGAUGCUUGUGCUGGCGUGGAAGCUGGACGCUCAGAGCAUGGGCUACUUCACGCUGCAGGAGUGGCUGAGGGGCAUGGGCUCCCUGCAGUGCGACUCUACCGAGCGGCUGAGGAACUCACUGGACUUUCUGAGGUCCGUCCUCAAUGACAGCACCAGCUUUAAACUCAUUUACCGAUACGCCUUUGACUUUGCCAGGGAGAAGGAUCAGAGGAGUUUGGACUUGAACACGGCUAAGUGCAUGCUGGGGCUUCUGUUAGGAAAGACGUGGCCCCUUUUUCCCGUCUUCAAUCAAUUUCUAGAGCAAUCCAAGUACAAAGUAGUCAACAAAGACCAGUGGUGCAACGUGUUGGAGUUCAGCCGGACAAUCAACUUGGACCUCAGCAACUACGACGAGGACGGAGCCUGGCCUGUCUUGUUGGACGAGUUUGUGGAAUGGUACAAGGAAAGACAGAUGUCCUAGCAACAACCGCAAAGAAAUAUAAUAAUAAUAAUAAUAAGCGAACAUCAGAAAUACUGUGACGACCGCAACAAUGAGAAUCAACGUGAAAACAAAUAAAAACAAACAGCCACGGGUGAGGGUGGGUAGCUGGUGGGUGCACGUUUCCAGAUUUGGUCAAGUUGGCUUAGCCCAAACCCUCCUUUACCAUAUUCCACCAGGAAGUGUGGGAGAAGUCAAAGGAGAGUCUUAAAAGGUGAGCACAUUUAGGAAAAGAAAAAAAAAAGUCACAUGGUGGGUUCCCAUGGCGCAGGUUUCUGCUGCCUGUGGUGUUUACUUGAUUAGUGCCAGUCAUUUUUUUGUUGUUUUUUUUUUUUUUAGCACCAAAAACCACAUUGCUGCUAAUUCCAUUUGGGUGGGCCAGAGAGGCCUCCCCUCCGGCCCCCUCCUCAGCAUUUAUUGGUCCCCACACCGGACCAAUGGAUGCAUUAACUUAGCUGUGCCUCAAACUUUACCACACACGUAGAUAACAGAUGUAUAUAUGUGUAAAGAUUGGGAGCCUGUUUGACGUCAAACUCGCUGCCAGUUUCCUACCCCACGUGUGGUUCAGUCUUCCCUUUUAGUCCGAUAGUUUCAGGUAGCAUAUCCCUCACUUCCCCACGCAGAGUGUUGGAACGAGCAUUUCUAGCAUCACUUAUGGGAACGUGCGAUAGGUCGGAACUGUAUAAUAGCACUCUGCUGGGGUUUCUUUUUUUGUACACAUUUCUGUCUUUGGCUGUGCUGUGAUGCUGACUCGUCCAAAUUAUUUUAAUAUUUGCAUGCAGAUCCUGUCAGAGCCAUUUUUCCGUUUGGUUGUUUUUUUCUGUACAGAAAUUUGUGCAAAUGUUUUGUACUUAGAUUUUUUUUUGGGGGGCGAUAUUCACCAUCAUGUUUAUUGUUUGGUUUCCCGACGGGAACUCAUGAUUGUGUUUACCGUUGUUGAUGUUCAGACCUGGGGAAAAAAAAUAGGUGUGACCUCAUGGUGGAACAAACGUUCACUCUGUUGACGCCACGCGAAAAAGCUUGCGUGGUGUACAAGUUCGUUUUUGGGGGGUUUUUUUUGGACAGUGCAUCCGUUGACUUGGCGUGCACACGCAAAUGACACCACCACUGCUUUCACUGUAUGUGAAAUCGACACCAAGCGGUUGUGUAUAGAUGUAAUUCAUGUUCUCAGAUGAUCUUGUGACAACGCAGGAAGGUGAACGUGCUUGUCCCAACUGUAUAUAUGUACGUAAAACUAUGUGUCUAUAUGUCGGUUUUCACUAUAACCAAUGUCUAUAUACUUAAAUAAAAAGGGUUUAUUAACUUAACUCCA